This is a messenger RNA of Fomitiporia mediterranea MF3/22, 1038 nucleotides long. Its product is annotated as ribonuclease III. The transcript has 3 exons. Gene Ontology annotation, molecular function: double-stranded RNA binding; ribonuclease III activity. Gene Ontology annotation, biological process: rRNA processing; primary miRNA processing; regulation of gene expression. Bases 1 to 1038 code for a protein of 345 amino acids. NCBI's taxonomy places the organism in Eukaryota, Fungi, Basidiomycota, Agaricomycetes, Hymenochaetales, Hymenochaetaceae. The record is from RefSeq and is a predicted model, not a curated record. Gene Ontology annotation, cellular component: nucleus.
AUGGCACAAACCACACUCCGGAUAGCCAAAAGAGCUGCACAAAUAGCUUCAACACCCGCCUCCUCUCUCCGUCAAUUCCCUCCAAAAGAAGCUAUUUUCAAUGCCACGCAACCCACUACUGUGAACACUUUCUCUCCAGAAGUAUGGGCUAACCUCCAAAAACCUCCCGUCUCGACGUUAUCUGCGUUCGUUCAUCGAAUAGGGUUGUCCAAAAUCGUACAUGACCCAGACGAGAUCUUACAUGCUUGCACGCAUUCUUCUUAUCCAGCGUUUUACGCUGCGCAUAACCCAACCGAAAGGCCGUUACGUUCGAAUAUGAAUUUGAGUACGCUAGGGAAUUCGUUAUUGGGGAUGUUCGCGACGGAGUAUUUGCAUGCUUCGUAUCCGCAUUUACCGACGAGAGUUAUGAAAGCUGCUGUUAGUGCGUAUGUGGGACCUGGGACGUGUGCGAGUGUUGCGAAGGAGAUGGGGGCUACGCCUUUGUUGAGGUGGAAUCGACCAGUGCACAACUCACUACCCCACCCAACAACCCUCAACGACGCACUAGCAACCAUCCCUCGCGCACUAACAGCCCUAGUCUACCAACGUCGUUCCCUCCCCCUCGCACGAAAAUUCGUACACUCCUACUUCCUCUCUCGAGACCUCGACCUUCGUCCACUCAUCAAGUUCCGGGACCCUAAAAUGGCGUUAGCGAGAACUGUGAGCAAGUUCCAGCGUGAACGACCGAUAAGUAGGUUGUUGAAAGAGACGGGAAGGUUGAGUAAUUCACCGGUUUUUGUUGUGGGGAUUUAUUCGGGGGAUGAGAAGCUUGGAGAAGGGUUUGGGAGUUCGUUGAAGAUGGCUGAGUAUAGGGCAGCAGAAGACUCAUUACAUCGACUAUAUCUCACUCGGACACCUGUUGACUUAUUAUCCCUUCCAACAGACACUUUCGCAUCUCAACAGGGUUCUGUGUUUGACGCAGGCGAGGAUAAGAAUGCUAAGUAUGUGCCAGGGGAUAUUGGAGAGUUGGAAGUCAUUUAUGCUAGUAAAGAUCGGUAG